Felis catus (domestic cat) is the source of this 2019-nucleotide messenger RNA. RefSeq names its product Fos proto-oncogene, AP-1 transcription factor subunit (gene FOS). NCBI's taxonomy places the organism in Eukaryota, Metazoa, Chordata, Mammalia, Carnivora, Felidae. The transcript has 3 exons. Gene Ontology annotation, cellular component: nucleus. The coding region runs from base 177 to 1214 and encodes 345 amino acids. The record is from RefSeq and is a predicted model, not a curated record. Gene Ontology annotation, molecular function: RNA polymerase II cis-regulatory region sequence-specific DNA binding; DNA-binding transcription factor activity, RNA polymerase II-specific. Gene Ontology annotation, biological process: regulation of transcription by RNA polymerase II.
GCGCCUCGUACUCCAACCGCAUCUGCAGCGAGCAGCCCAGAAGUCGAGACAGAGCCGGCGGCGGCGGCGGCGGCGCAGCGAACGAGCAGUGACCGCGCUCCUACCCAGCUCUGCCCCACAGCUCCUACCUGCCUCUGCCCCUCAGCCCCUCGCCCGGGCCUAGACUCACCGCGACCAUGAUGUUCUCUGGCUUCAACGCCGACUACGAGGCGUCCUCCUCCCGCUGCAGCAGCGCCUCCCCGGCCGGGGACAAUCUCUCCUACUACCACUCACCGGCCGACUCCUUCUCCAGCAUGGGCUCUCCUGUCAAUGCGCAGGACUUCUGCACGGAUCUGGCCGUCUCCAGCGCCAACUUUAUCCCAACGGUGACUGCCAUCUCCACCAGCCCGGACCUGCAGUGGCUGGUGCAGCCCACCCUGGUCUCCUCCGUGGCUCCUUCUCAGACCAGAGCCCCCCACCCCUAUGGAGUCCCCGCCCCCUCCGCCGGGGCUUACUCCAGGGCCGGAGUCGUGAAGACCGUGACCGCAGGAGGCCGAGCUCAGAGCAUUGGCAGGAGGGGCAAAGUGGAACAGGAGACAGACCAACUAGAAGAUGAGAAGUCUGCUUUGCAGACUGAGAUUGCCAACCUGCUGAAGGAGAAGGAAAAACUAGAGUUCAUCCUGGCAGCUCACCGACCCGCCUGCAAGAUCCCCGAUGACCUGGGCUUCCCGGAAGAGAUGUCUGUGGCUUCCCUAGAUCUGAGCGGGGGCCUGCCGGAAGCUGCCACCCCCGAGUCGGAGGAGGCUUUCACCCUGCCCCUCCUCAAUGAUCCUGAGCCCAAGCCCUCCGUGGAGCCGGUCAAGAGCAUCAGCAGCAUGGAGCUGAAGGCCGAGCCCUUCGAUGACUUCCUGUUCCCAGCAUCGUCCAGGCCCAGCGGCUCCGAGACCGCCCGCUCUGUGCCAGACAUGGACCUGUCUGGUUCCUUCUAUGCAGCAGACUGGGAGCCCCUGCAUGGUGGCUCCCUGGGGAUGGGGCCCAUGGCCACAGAGCUGGAGCCUCUGUGCACCCCGGUGGUCACCUGUACUCCUAGCUGCACUACUUACACGUCUUCCUUCGUCUUCACCUACCCUGAGGCUGACUCCUUCCCCAGCUGUGGGGCUGCUCACCGCAAGGGCAGCAGCAGCAACGAACCCUCCUCUGACUCGCUCAGCUCACCCACGCUGCUGGCCCUGUGAGCAGGCGGGGAGGGGAGGCAGCAGGCACCCACGAGCGCCGCUGCCCGAGUCGGUGCAUUACAGAGAGGAGAAACACGUCUUCCCUCGAGGGUUCCCGUAGACCUAGGGAGGACCUUAUCUGUGCGUGAAACACACCAGGCUGUGGGCCUCAAGGACUUGAAAGCAUCCACGUGUGGACUCAAGUCCUUACCUCUUCCGGAGAUGUAGCAAAACGCAUGGAGUGUGUAUUGUUCCCAGUGACACAUCUGAGAGCUGGUAGUUAGUAGCAUGUUGAGCCAGGCCUGGGUCUGUGUCUCUUAUCUCUUUCUCUUUAGUCUUCUCAUAGCAUUAACUAAUCUAUUGGGUUCAUUAUUGGAAUUAACCUGGUGCUGGAUAUUUUCGAAUUGUAUCUAGUGCAGCUGAUUUUAACAAUAAGUACUGUGUUCCGGCAAUAGUGUGUUCUGAUUAGCAAUGACCAAUAUUAAACUAAGAAAAGAUACGACUUUAUUUUCUGGUAGAUAGAAAUAAAUAGCUAUAUCCAUGUACUGUAGUUUUUUCUUCAACAUCAAUGUUCAUCGUAACGUUACUGAUCAUGCAUUGUUGAGGUGGUCUGAAUGUUCUGACAUUAACAGUUUUCCAUGAAAACGUUUUAUUGUGUUUUUAAUUUAUUUAUUAAGAUGGAUUCUCAGAUAUUUAUAUUUUUAUUUUAUUUUUUUCUACCUUGAGGUCUUUUGACAUGUGGAAAGUGAAUUUGAAUGAAAAAUUUAAGCAUUGUUUGCUUAUUGUUCCAAGACAUUGUCAAUAAAAGCAUUUAAGUUGAAUGCGA